Mycotypha africana is the source of this 189-nucleotide messenger RNA. RefSeq lists its product as uncharacterized. NCBI's taxonomy places the organism in Eukaryota, Fungi, Mucoromycota, Mucoromycetes, Mucorales, Mycotyphaceae. The record is from RefSeq and is a predicted model, not a curated record. The annotation marks the transcript as partial. The transcript has a single exon.
CUAGUAUUUUUAAAGGAAGAUGACGAAGGGAAUAUUCACGACGAGACUGGAGCUGAAGCAAUGGACAAUGUUGAUGAGAAGCCUGAUCUAAACGCUUCAAUCCAAUUAGUCAAUCUUGAUUCUUACCUAAAGAAAGCGCUAAGUUUCCCACCAACGAUAAAUAUAUUGGACAAAGCGAAGAAGAAAUAG